Molecule: messenger RNA, 1083 nt
Organism: Paramecium octaurelia
Lineage: Eukaryota; Ciliophora; Oligohymenophorea; Peniculida; Parameciidae
Source: the annotation of a GenBank genome assembly
CUAUUUUAAAUAAUAAAGUCUAAAUGGGACCGUAUCUAAGCCAACCAAAAACAGAGAAGACUACAGUUACAGGCUAAAAUUAGGUAUUCCAAUAUGCUGCCACUCACAUGCAAGGUAUGAAGCGUGAUCAACUUAGGAUGGAGAAAUACGAUGGAGGAUGCCCACAUUUCAGAUAUGAACAUAGAGCCAGAUGUGCAUUUGUUUGCUGUUUUCGAUGGUCACGGUGGAAGUGAAGUAGCAAUAUUUGCAGAGAGACAUUUCAAAGAAGAAUUGAUGAAGAAUAAAAACUAUCAAUAAAAGAAUUAUGAGAAGGCUUUGACAGAGACAUUUUUCAAAAUUGACAAAAUGUUAUAAGAGCCAAGUGGUUAGGAUGAGUUGAAUAAAAUAAGAGGAGUAAAUGAUGAAAGUAAUGUAUUCCCAAAUUUCUAGCAUCUUUGGCUGGAUGCACUGCUAAUGUUGCUUUGAUUGUUGGCAAAACUUUGUAUGUUGCCAAUGCAGGAGAUUCAAGGUCAUUUUUAAAUAGAGAUGGAAAACCAUUUGACAUGAGUAAAGAUCACAAGCCAGAUGACGAUUAAGAGAAAAAGAGAAUUGAGAGGGCUGGAGGUUUCGUUUCCGAUGGUCGUGCUAAUGGUUUGAAUAUACAACAAUAUUUAAGGAAACCUUUCAUUAUCAAGGGCUUUGGGAGAUUUGGAAUACAAAAAAGAUAGCAGAUUUAAACCUGAAGAAUAGAUUAUCAGUGCUUUACCUGAUGUUAAAGUAACACAAUUGACUGCCGCUGAUAAGUAAGCAAUAUCUAUUCAUCUAUUACCAGGUUCUUAUUAAUGGGAUGUGAUGGAGUGUUUGAAACAUGGGAUCAUCAAUAAAUACUUAAUUUUAUUAAUUAGGAGUUGAAAUCUAGUCAAAAUCUGUCGAAGGCUACUGAAAAAUUGCUUGAUUAAUUGUUGGCUAAAGAUACCUCAUGUAAAUAUUAAACACUAUUUUCUAGUGGGUACUGGCUGUGAUAAUAUGACUUGCAUUUUGGUUCUGUUUAAAUGAUGAAUCAAUUGAGUAUCAAAACAUAUAAAAUAAAAUAUAAUUAUUUUA